AUGUCUUUGACCGAGGAAGAGAUCAUCCCCCACAAGACGGAUGUGGGGGCGCUUGCCAACAGAAUCAACAUGGAGACCAGAACGCUCCACAACAAAAUCGACAAACUCGUUACCUUAAAAUUCGCCUUGGCUUUGAGAGACUACAAGAUCUACAGACAAGGGUUGCAGAGUUUCUACCAUGUAUUUGCCAUGGUGGAGAGACAACUCCAUGCGCAGUUGGCGAAGAAUGACGAGUGGAGCGAGUUGUUGCAAAAAGUGUGGAAGCCUGUGAUCGCCCGCAGUGAGCCUGCCCAGCAGGACUUGUUGUUCUACUACAACGACAGAAAGGAGAAAUUCAUGAACCCUAUCAUGCCUGCUCAGAUCGAGUUUGUCGAGCACAUCACCAAGGUGACGCUGGAAAAGCCAUACCUUUUGUUUGCCUACUUGCACGUUAUGUACUUGGCACUUUUCGCCGGUGGGCGUGUGAUGAGGCUGUCAAUCUCGAGAGCAACCGGCUUGUUCCCGCAGAAGGACGGCUUGAAUCAUGACGACAUUGUGAAGCUCGGAACAAACUUCUUCAGGUUCGACGUGGACGACGAAAACACCUUCAGACUCCUCUACAAGAGAGACUACGAGUUGGCUACCAGAAACGCCUUAACCGAAGAACAGAAGCUCGACAUCAUCGAGGAGUCCAAGUACAUCUUCCAGCAGAACGCCAAGUGCGUGAUCGAGUUGGAGCACCACAACUUGACCCGCAUCAAGAAGAAGUGGUCGUACUUCUUUGCCACGAGAGGGUACUACGUUGCGAUUGCCCUCUUCGCCAUUGCCGCGUUGUUGGUGCUCAGCAAGCUCCUUAGAACACUUUUUUAA
Molecule: messenger RNA, 849 nt
Organism: Candidozyma auris
Lineage: Eukaryota; Fungi; Ascomycota; Pichiomycetes; Serinales; Metschnikowiaceae
Gene: HMX1
Product: Hmx1p
Exons: 1
Coding region: 1-849 (282 amino acids)
Biological process (GO): heme oxidation
Molecular function (GO): heme oxygenase (decyclizing) activity
Source: RefSeq, a predicted model, not a curated record